Messenger RNA from Pochonia chlamydosporia 170, 2283 nucleotides. Its product is annotated as anthranilate synthase component II. Gene Ontology annotation, biological process: L-tryptophan biosynthetic process. Gene Ontology annotation, molecular function: phosphoribosylanthranilate isomerase activity; anthranilate synthase activity; indole-3-glycerol-phosphate synthase activity. Lineage: Eukaryota; Fungi; Ascomycota; Sordariomycetes; Hypocreales; Clavicipitaceae. The transcript has 2 exons. Gene Ontology annotation, cellular component: cytosol. The record is from RefSeq and is a predicted model, not a curated record. Bases 1 to 2283 code for a protein of 760 amino acids.
AUGUCAACUCCUGCUCUUGUUGAUCAUUCACCCCACCAGCCAGAGCCCUCACCUCCAGUGGCCACUGCUUCUAAUCUCAUUCUUAUCGACAACUACGACUCGUUCACCUGGAAUAUCUAUCAAUACCUAGUACUUGAAGGUGCUACAGUCCAUGUUUUCCGAAACGAUCAAAUCACUAUUGAAGAGCUGGUAAAAAAGAACCCAACUCAGCUUAUCAUCAGCCCCGGUCCAGGCCACCCAUCCACCGACUCCGGUGUCAGCAGAGAUGCCAUCCGACACUUCGCCGGCAAGAUUCCCAUUUUUGGCGUAUGCAUGGGAUUGCAAUGCAUGUUUGACGUAUAUGGUGGCGAGGUCGGAUCUGCCGGCGAAUGGCUACAUGGGAAGACAUCGCCCUUGACCCAUGAUUCCAAGGGCGUUUUUGCCGGACUUGAACAAGAUCUGCCUGUCACUCGAUAUCACUCUUUGGCCGGAGCUCGUGUGACACUGCCCGAUUGCUUGGAGGUGACUUCUUGGGUAGCCAAGGAUGACGGCUCACAAGGCAUCAUUCAAGGUGUCCGCCACAAGAAAUUUGCGAUGGAAGGCGUACAAUUUCACCCCGAGAGCAUUCUUACUGCUCAUGGUCGUACAAUCAUCAAAAAUUUCCUCCACAUGCAAGGCGGCACCUGGGAAGAGAACGCCAAGCUGCAAAAGGCGGCGGCCACAAACGGCACCACUGCAACAGUUGCACCCAAAAAGAACAACAUCCUUCAAAGGAUUUAUGCAAACCGACGAGCUGCUGUAGAGGUUCAAAAACAGAUUCCUUCCCAGAGGAUGUCUGACCUGCAAGCAGCUUAUGACUUGAAUGCAGCUCCUCCCUUGGUACCAUUUGUGGCUCGCCUGAAGCAGACACCAUUUGACGUAGCAUUGAUGGCAGAAAUCAAACGUGGCUCUCCUUCAAAGGGUAUUUUUGCACUUGAAAUCAAUGCGCCAGUGCAGGCCAGAAAGUACGCAUUGGCUGGAGCAAGUGUCAUCUCUGUGCUUACCGAGCCGGAAUGGUUCAAGGGCAGCAUUGAGGACCUACGCGCCGUCCGACAAGUCCUUGAUGGUAUGCCAAAUCGACCUGCCAUCCUGCGAAAGGAGUUUAUCUUUGACGAGUAUCAAAUUCUGGAAGCAAGACUCGCUGGCGCAGACACAGUGCUGCUGAUUGUCAAAAUGCUCGAGACCGAGGUUCUUGAGCGUUUGUACAAGUACUCCAUCUCAUUGGGAAUGGAGCCCUUGGUUGAAGUACAAACUGCAGAGGAAAUGGAAAUUGCUGUCAAGCUUGGCUCGAAAGUCAUUGGCGUCAACAACAGAAACUUGGAAAGCUUCGAAGUGGACAUGGACACAACCGGCCGGCUACGUAAAAUGGUGCCCGAAAACACAUUGAUUUGCGCCCUUUCCGGUAUCAACAGUUACAAAGACGUGCUUGUUUGCAAGAAUGACGGUGUCAACGCCGUUCUUGUUGGCGAGUCAAUCAUGCGGGCACCAGACGCGACAUCGUUUAUCGCAGAGUUAUGCUCAGGGUCCAAACCGGCGGAAAAGAAACGACAGACAAAGCCACUCUUUGUAAAGGUUUGCGGGACUCGAAGCGCGGAGGCAGCAAAGCAAGCCGUGGAUUCCAAAGCUGACUUUGUGGGAAUCAUUUUGGUACCUGGAACCAAGCGAUGCGUCUCGCAUCAGACUGCCUUAGCCAUUUCGGAAGUUGUUCAUUCAGUACAUGACAAUUUGGCAAACAGACCGGAAGAGUCCAUCUCAAAGGACGGUGCCACCGACUUUUUCGCCGCUGCCGAGGCUCGUCUGCAAAGCGCAAGAACGCGGUUGGUGGGAGUCUUCCAAAACCAACCUCUAAAUGAGAUUUUAGAAAAGCAGAGACUAUAUAACCUGGACGCUGUGCAACUCCAUGGAGAGGAACCUCUCGAGUGGGCCAAGAUGAUUCCAGUCCCCGUCAUACGGUCAUUUAAACCGGACCACGUUGGAAUCGGACAACGUGGCUAUCAUACCGUUCCGCUGCUUGAUUCAGGUGCUGGGUCCGGAAAGCUGCUGGAUGUCUCCAAAGUCAAAGACGUGUUGACAAGAGAUCCUGAUCUACGGAUAUUCCUUGCGGGGGGGUUGAGCCCAGAGAACGUUGCUGAAGCCGUCCAUGCGCUUGGAGACCUCAACGAUCGUGUAAUCGGCGUGGAUGUUAGCAGCGGUGUUGAAGAGGACGGAAGACAGAGCCUAACGAAAAUUGAUGCGUUUGUCAAGGCUGGCAAGGCGAUUCGAUAA